AUGAACACGCUCUGCACAUUCCAAUUACUGUGGGAUGAAAAGACGUCGAGGCGCGCGCUUUCAUCGAUAGCGGCGCAACAGGAAUCUUCAUCAGCCCGAGAUUCGUCCGAGAACAUCGACUUCGGACAGAACCUCUUCCCCGACCCAUCCCUGUCUUCAACCGGAGAACCCCGAUUUGUCAAAGCCUACGUCGCCAGCAUCGGCAAGGAAGACAUCAUCUUUGGCCAUACCUGGCUCAAGCUCAAAAACCCCAAGAUAGACUGGAAAACCGGACGAGUUGAGCUAAACCACCGGUGGACGAAAGACGAGACCAGGGCCUGGAAGAUGGACCUGUACCAAAGGCGAGUGGCUCGGCUAGAACUGAAGAAGGCCGUAACUACCCCACUCCCAGAACCAACGGAGGACGAAUUCGUCGUCAUCUCCACCUCAGAGCACGCAACCCUUCCCGAACGAAAGACUAGCGGCGCAGCAGGAUAUGACAUCUCCGCUGCGCAUCAACUUAUCAUCCCUGCCCGACGACGAGGCCUGGUCGGCACUGACCUCAUCAUGGCUAUCCCCAAAGGACACUACGGAAGAAUCGCACCUCGGUCCGGUCUAGCGCUAAAAGAAAUCGAUGUCGCUGCAGGAGUAAUCGACUCCGAUUACCGAGGCAAGGUCUGA
Messenger RNA from Postia placenta MAD-698-R-SB12, 660 nucleotides. RefSeq lists its product as hypothetical. Lineage: Eukaryota; Fungi; Basidiomycota; Agaricomycetes; Polyporales; Adustoporiaceae. Gene Ontology annotation, biological process: dUTP catabolic process; dUMP biosynthetic process. The record is from RefSeq and is a predicted model, not a curated record. Gene Ontology annotation, molecular function: dUTP diphosphatase activity; magnesium ion binding. The coding region runs from base 1 to 660 and encodes 219 amino acids. The transcript has 2 exons.